Molecule: messenger RNA, 1694 nt
Organism: Nanorana parkeri
Lineage: Eukaryota; Metazoa; Chordata; Amphibia; Anura; Dicroglossidae
Gene: VPS4A
Product: vacuolar protein sorting 4 homolog A
Exons: 11
Coding region: 79-1389 (436 amino acids)
Biological process (GO): vacuole organization; endosomal transport
Molecular function (GO): ATP binding; ATP hydrolysis activity
Source: RefSeq, a predicted model, not a curated record
ACUUCCGGUUCCGGUAAAGUGACAGGCCCCGGAGUCCGCAGGAAGCCUUUUCAGGAGACAUCGGGACCGGGAGAUGAGAUGACAACAUCAACCCUGCAGAAAGCCAUUGAUCUGGUGACCAAAGCCACAGAGGAGGACAAGAAUAAGAAUUAUGAAGAGGCUCUGAGGUUAUACCAGCAUGCUGUGGAGUAUUUCCUGCACGCAAUUAAAUAUGAAGCUCACAGUGACAAGGCAAAGGAAAGUAUCCGAGCCAAGUGCGUGCAGUAUCUGGAUCGUGCGGAAAAGCUUAAGGAUUACCUGAAAUCAAAGGACAAACAGGGCAAGAAACCUGUCAAGGAGUCACAAAAUGAGAAGGGCAGCGAUAGCGACAGUGAAGGUGAAAAUCCAGAAAAGAAGAAACUUCAGGAGCAGCUGAUGGGUGCCAUCGUCAUGGAGAAGCCAAAUGUCGGGUGGAAUGAUGUGGCUGGAUUGGAAGGCGCAAAGGAAGCAUUGAAAGAGGCUGUGAUAUUACCUAUCAAAUUCCCCCACCUAUUCACAGGAAAGCGCACACCCUGGCGUGGUAUCUUGCUGUUUGGACCCCCAGGAACAGGAAAGUCUUACCUGGCCAAAGCUGUCGCAACCGAAGCCAAUAACUCCACGUUCUUCUCAGUGUCCUCCUCUGACCUGAUGUCUAAGUGGCUGGGAGAAAGUGAGAAGCUCGUAAAGAACUUAUUUGAAUUAGCACGACAACACAAACCCUCCAUCAUCUUCAUCGAUGAGGUCGACUCCCUUUGCGGCUCUCGAAAUGAAAAUGAAAGCGAAGCUGCCCGCAGGAUCAAGACCGAGUUCCUGGUGCAGAUGCAGGGUGUUGGCAAUAACAAUGAUGGGAUCCUUGUUCUGGGAGCUACAAAUAUACCCUGGGUGCUGGACUCUGCCAUCCGGAGAAGGUUUGAGAAGCGGAUAUACAUCCCACUACCAGAGGAAGCUGCCCGAGCUCAGAUGUUCCGCCUGCACUUAGGGAACACCCCACACAGCCUAAACGAACCCAAUAUUCGUGAGUUGGGCAAGAAAACCGAUGGCUACUCGGGCGCAGAUAUCAGCGUCAUCGUGCGUGACGCGUUAAUGCAACCAGUGCGCAAAGUGCAAUCCGCCACCCAUUUUAAAAAGGUACGAGGUCCAUCUCGUACGACCCCUGGUGCCCAAGUGGAUGACCUGCUAACACCGUGUUCUCCUGGAGACCCCGGAGCCAUCGAGAUGACCUGGAUGGAGGUACAGGGGGAUAAACUUCAGGAGCCUAUAGUCUGUAUGUCUGAUAUGCUGCGAUCUCUGGCUACCACUCGGCCCACGGUGAAUUCUGAGGACCUGCUAAAAGUGAAGAAAUUUACAGAAGACUUUGGGCAGGAGGGAUGAACCAGAGUGGGCACCGUGAGGGGAGGGGGCAUCAUGUUUACUUGCUUGUCUCGAAAUGCCCCCCACCGAUAACAUUGCAGGAAACUACAGGCUCUGGCCAUAUCCAGGACUCUUAGUGUCCCCUCUGGCCCUACGUUGCCUGGGAGGCUCCACUCACCUUCAACAAGAUUCUGUCUGAGGUUUACAUUCAUUUGCCAUCAGUCACCGAAUCGCCAUGUGACUGCCAUCCCUUCCCCCUAACAACCAGCAGGGGGAGCCCCAUUCUCCUGACUUACAACUGACUUCCAAUUGAUUGUAAUUCCCCC